This is a messenger RNA of Morone saxatilis (striped sea-bass), 706 nucleotides long. Its product is annotated as beta-1,4-mannosyl-glycoprotein 4-beta-N-acetylglucosaminyltransferase-like. Gene Ontology annotation, biological process: N-acetylglucosamine metabolic process; protein N-linked glycosylation. NCBI's taxonomy places the organism in Eukaryota, Metazoa, Chordata, Actinopteri, Moronidae. The record is from RefSeq and is a predicted model, not a curated record. Gene Ontology annotation, molecular function: beta-1,4-mannosylglycoprotein 4-beta-N-acetylglucosaminyltransferase activity. Gene Ontology annotation, cellular component: membrane. Bases 1 to 645 code for a protein of 214 amino acids. The transcript has 3 exons.
AUGAUAAGCUAUCUGUUUGUUUCUCCAGAACUCAGGAAUGUAUCGGAUGACGUCUUUGUUAUCAAUGACGCAGAUGAAAUCCCGGCACAUGAAGGCCUCCUUUUCCUUAAGCUAUUUGAUGGCUGGACAGAGCCUGUGGCCAUCCACAUGCGCAAGUCACUGUAUGGAUUUUUCUGGAAGCAGUUUGGCUCUCUAGAGGUGGUGUCAGCCUGCACGGUGGGGAUGCUCCGCAAUGUCUACAAUGGCGAUGGUAUCAAGCUCCGUCGUCGCGAAUACUACACCAUGCCGGGUUUCCGUAAGUAUGAGAAUGACACAGGCCAUAUCCUGGUGCAGUGGUCAGUGGGCAGCCCCAUUCACUUCGCUGGGUGGCACUGCUCCUGGUGCUUCACACCCGAGGGGAUCUACUUCAAGCUGGUGUCAGCACAGAACGGAGACUUCCCACGGUGGGGCGACUAUGAAGACAAGCGUGACCUCAACUACAUCCGCAAUCUGAUCAGGACCGGGGGCUGGUUUGAUGGCGCUCCGCAGAAAUAUCCCCCUGUAGACCCCAAAGAACACAUGUAUGCCCCCAAAUACAUGCUAGAGCACUAUGACAGGUACCGCUACCUCCUGGAGAACCCUUACAACAAAGUGUCCGGACUGUAAAGAUUUCAGCUAGGAAAAAAUAAGUUAAUAACUAGUAGUAGUUUUGGGGGAUGGAACAGUA